AUGAAGGACAGUUCAACAAGCGGAGUUGAACAGAACACCGUCCGUCCAAGACUGCCGAUGCCAACAGCAUCCACAGGAACCCAGGAGGCAGCACGGAGUAUUUUGAAUGCUGAAGAAGGCAAGCCUGCGUGCAAUUAUACGCGAACGGGUCAUCUCGCUACUGGUGACCUGAAUCUUCCGGAUAACCCACCGGUCGAGCCAUCGACUCUAAAAAGAGCAGCACUGCUAACGACGCAGACAAGUCAACCGCAGGAUGGCUUCUUCAAUAUCUUGAAAUGUUCUUUGACCAGGAAGAAAGCACGUACCAUGACAUCGACUUCAACAGGAUCACUACCGCCUCCAGCAGCAACGCCAGCGCCAGGGAAAUAUCGGCCCGCGCAUGACUUUCGCGAUCCUUUGGAGAUACCUUUCCAUGGGAAGAAGAUCUUGGUCUAUCGUCAUGCAGACGCUCACAUUAGCCAAGAGCACCACCGGCGCUUUCCCGAUAUUCUAGAGCUUUUUAGGCAGCAAACACAAAGAGAUAAGAACCUCUCAGCAUCUUCCCAGGCUAAUACCGAGUACAAGGUCAAAAUGUGUGGUGUGAAUCCAGAAGAUAGCCACGCGUCAAUUCUGAUCCUCCAUCCCUUGGAGUAUUUCGAACAGGGCAAGUGCAUACUCAAAAGCCUAAGUGCGCGCACUCUGGAGAACCAGUACAACAACAAAAAGAUGGGCCCAAUCUUCAAACUCUAUCUCUUUCUUUCGGAAGGCUCUCAGAUGCUGGGGAAUUUCAUGAACUCACUCAGCAUACACAUAGACAAAGAAAACCUUCUUGGUGCCCAGCUCGUCUCGAACGAUGAACGAUAUCAGACCAGCACUAUUACGUGCAGUGUCCAAUUUGAUGGAAACGAUACUGUCUUUGCUCUAACGACUGCUCAUGCAUUCGAGGACAAUGAAGCUGAGGAGAGCGAUAAACCUGCCUGGAACCCUGAUGACACAAUUCCUAAUUAUAGUGGUUCAGAGAGCGAUGAUAUAUGUGAUAGGGGACCCUCAAACACAGUUUACGAAUGUGAUACAUGCGACGACGGACCCUUAUACACACUUGACGAUUAUGACUGGGAAAGGAUUGAAAAAGAAGCAAUCACAGCGAAGGAGGACCGAGAGCCGAGUCUCGAUAACCCCAAAAAACCAGAUUCUUCGAAACAGAAAGUUGAAAGACAUCCCAGCCGCUUCGAGAUCGCGCCUGGCUAG
Messenger RNA from Bipolaris victoriae FI3, 1227 nucleotides. RefSeq lists its product as hypothetical. The record is from RefSeq and is a predicted model, not a curated record. The transcript has a single exon. NCBI's taxonomy places the organism in Eukaryota, Fungi, Ascomycota, Dothideomycetes, Pleosporales, Pleosporaceae. Bases 1 to 1227 code for a protein of 408 amino acids.